GAUCAUUUGCCACGAAUCAUCCACCCAUACACAACAACAAAGAAACAAAAAGGAAAGGAAAACGAAAUCAACGUAUAAAGACCCGCAUUUCCAUUUUCUUGAUAGUUUUCAGCGAAAAUUUCGUUUUCAGGAGAGCAACAACAAUUUGCAGGUUGGAGGGAGCACGAGAUUGUUAUGAGACUGAGGAUAUAGGCAUUGACAACUCUGGUGGGAUAGAAAGGAAAACAAUGAGAGAUGAAGAUUGAGCCCACGAAACUGAAUCCUCAAUCUUUUCGUAGAAACAGCGUCAAGAAUCGUAAUAUUGGCAAGAGAAUUUCAAGGAGAGGCUUCUGCAACCUCUCUGUUCCGCUCUUCAUCUCCUUUUGGUGUGUUGUUGUGUUGUUUCAUGCUAAACUUGGCCUUACUCGUGGAAAUGAAGAAAAUGGAUAUGAGAAUAUCACUGGUGGAGUUGUGAUGGAGCCCAACGUCUCUGAGAUUAUUAAUGAUUCUGCUUCACACGAGGGCCAUACAGAUUUGGAAGGUUUGUUCAUGGAAACAAGUGAAUCGGAGGAACUGAUAUCAGUUAUUUUAGUAUAUGAGUCGUAUAUGUGUCGAAUAGAUAGUGAAGAAGAUGGUAGAGAAAGUGAACCAGGACAGCAACAGAAUGGGAGGAUUCAGAUAACUUAUCCAAAUCUUGAUGAGUUCAAAUAUAUUUCUAGGCAAGAGAAAAGUGGUUCCCCUCGCCAGCUUGAAAACAUCACCCACAGGCUUGAGCCUGACGGGACGCCCUACAACUAUGCCUCAGCUGCAAAGGGUGCAAAAGUGGUCGAUCAUAACAAGGAAGCAAAAGGAACAAGCAACAUCCUGGGCAAGGAUCACGAUAAGUAUCUCAGGAAUCCCUGUUCUGUUGGGGGCAAGUAUUUUAUCAUUGAGCUUGUGGACGAAACUUUGGUUGAUGCUGUCAAAAUAGCAAAUUUCGAGCAUUACUCCUCUAAUUUCAAAGAUUUUGAGUUGUAUGGGACCUUAGUUUACCCAACUGAGACAUGGAACAAAUUGGGGUCCUUUGUCGCUGCAAAUAUCAAGCAAACACAAUGUUUUAAGCUGCCUGAGCCAAAAUGGGUCCGAUACCUGAAAGUGAAUUUGCUGAGUCAUUAUGGUUCCGAAUUCUACUGUACACUAAGUGUUGUGGAGGUGUAUGGAGUUGAUGCUGUUGAACAGAUGCUUGAGGAUCUUAUUGUUACUUCUAAGGAGUCUUCCACUAAUGGAUCGCCAAGUCCAAAUUCGACUGCAGUCCCUUCGUUACUACCUGAACCAGGUCCUAACAAUCCUAAAGUAGAUGAUGUUGCUCAUAAUGUUUCUGAGAGUGCCAGUAAAGGGGUGGGAAAUAUUGACGAGGGGCAAAAGCUUAGUUCAGAUAUUCUGAAGGGACCAAAGCCCGUAAGUAGCACAGCGGAUCCAAUGCUGAAGGCUAGGCAGCAUGCAGGUAACAGAUGGCAUGCUGAUGCAGCACUAAAGGUAGUGUUACAGAAGGUCAGAGCACUCGAACAGAACUUAUCCGUGCUGGAGGAGUACAUCAAAGAACUUAACAAAAGAAGGGGAGAUAUUUUGCCCGAGCUUGACAAAGAGCUGGCAAAAUUUUCCGUUCUUCUGGAGAAAAGUAAAUCAGAGAUGAGGGAUCUCUUGGAAUGGAAGGAAACCAUGGAGAAAGGAUUAUUUGAGCUUGAGUCAUGGAGAGCUCUCGUCUCAACCCAAAUGGAUCUCUUGGUCACACAAAAUAGCAUGCUGAGAGUAGAGGUUGAAAAGGUUCUACACGAUCAAGCAAGUUUGGCGAGCAAGGAGCUAGCUAUUCUAACAGUCACCCUUUCCUUCGCAUGCAUUGCCAUUCUCAAGAUUAUUUCAGGAAGGGUGGUGGAAUAUUUCCGCUCCCCAACAGCUGGUGCAGUUCCCUCAUCGAGCAGUGUAUGGACGUUAAUUCUCAUCUUCUGUAGCAUGACUAUGAUCAUACCAGUGAUUUAUGGUUAGUUGUUUCCUAACUGUGAGUCUUUAGAAGCAAUUCUUUGAGCAACAGCUAAUUGUAGGGAAGGUUUAGUCUGCAGUUUUAUGACAGAUUAUGUUGUUAUCAUGACCUAAUGGUGAACAUAUUACAACUAAUUCUCAGUACAACAUGUUUUGGGGUUGUAUCUGAGUUCCUGAGUGUAAUUUCUGUAUGCCAUUUACAAGAAUUGGAGGAAAUUCAUCGUAUAAAUGCCAUUCUUUGUUUGGAACAAACAGAACAUUUCUCGUCAGAUGAUUGUGUUUUCGAUGCAGACUGUUUUUAUAAGUGUCUCUGUAAACGAGAUAUGGUCCACGAACCAUUUUUUCGAAAAUUGAAAUGAGAAACGAGCUUUCCGGCAAUGAUAUCAAACUCAAAAAUUGACAAAUUCAUGACCUAAGCUCUUGUUCCUGUGAAAGAUAG
Sesamum indicum (sesame) is the source of this 2434-nucleotide messenger RNA. RefSeq names its product Galactose-binding protein. The record is from RefSeq and is a predicted model, not a curated record. Gene Ontology annotation, cellular component: membrane; cytoplasm. NCBI's taxonomy places the organism in Eukaryota, Viridiplantae, Streptophyta, Magnoliopsida, Lamiales, Pedaliaceae. Gene Ontology annotation, biological process: protein folding in endoplasmic reticulum.